This is a messenger RNA of Perkinsus marinus ATCC 50983, 1212 nucleotides long. Its product is annotated as prolyl 4-hydroxylase alpha subunit, putative. Gene Ontology annotation, biological process: peptidyl-proline hydroxylation to 4-hydroxy-L-proline. The transcript has 5 exons. The record is from RefSeq and is a predicted model, not a curated record. Gene Ontology annotation, molecular function: procollagen-proline 4-dioxygenase activity; L-ascorbic acid binding; iron ion binding. Gene Ontology annotation, cellular component: endoplasmic reticulum. The coding region runs from base 61 to 1212 and encodes 383 amino acids. NCBI's taxonomy places the organism in Eukaryota, Perkinsozoa, Perkinsida, Perkinsidae.
CUGCCCUUUGCGGUCCAUCCCGACGCUCAUAGACAGCAGCCACUGCCACCACUGUAUCCGAUGUCGCCUAUGGGGAAACCGCCUCCGAGCCCUCAACGGGGAGUGUCAGCACCGGUGGGAAGGGGCCUUGGCCAAGGCAUUCAUGCUGCCUACCAAUACAAGCCGGUUACGCUGGGAGGCUCUCCGAUGCCAUACGUUGGUGGAACUCCGCAGAGAGUACAGCAACAGUCGCUUCAUCAUAGCUGUCCGCUAGGUGUGAUCGGCCCACCGCAGGCCUUCUUCUCACCACAACAUGCGAGGGUGCCGAGCUUGAUGGGAGGAUUGCCCCCGAGAGGGAUGCCGUCGGUUUCCCCGAUGCCGUUCAUGGGGACUCCUCUUCCUGGACCGCAGACAGCACGGCAGAUGGUUGAAAGGAAGGAGGAACAGGCGAAGGCGAGUGAUGAGAAUAUCUUUGAGGCUAGGUUGAAGCGUGAUUCGGAUGGCGAGAAGAAGCCUCCUGUCCCUGUUGAUGAAAAUAGUAAAACUGUUGGUAACAGCGAGGAGGGGGUCACGAGAUUAAGCGCAUAUGUAAUUUGCCGAUCGCCGAAGGUUCGUCUUGUGCCGGACUUCCUCACUCCAGAGGAAUGCGAAUACAUGAUAUCACUGGCUGAAGGGAAGUGGAGACCAAGUACGGUGGGAAGGAGUUCUUCUUCCAUUUCUGAUGGAAAAAGUGACAAAUAUGUGAACAAGCGUUCGAAGGGUCGGACCUCGAGCUCCUUCAUGCUCCUACACAGCCAGGAUGAUGUCGUAGCUGAGAUUGAGCGCCGGGCCGCCAGCCUGGUGGGCUUUCCUGCUGACCACGUUGAGAGGCUCAACAUGCUAAGAUACGAGUCUGGAGAGUUCUUUGGUCAACAUCAUGAUGGGGCCUUCAGGCCUUGGACAGUAUUCAUCACUCUUAAUGAUAUUCCCCGAGGGGCUGGAGGAGAGACUCUAUUCCCGGCCCUGGGAUUGAAGAUUCGACCGAAAGCUGGUACGGCUCUGGUGUGGCCUAACUGCCUUGAAGAUGGCCAGGCAGACGAUCGAGUAGUUCACGAGGCUUUGCCACCCACAGGGGUGAGGAAAUAUGCAAUUAAUUGUUUCGUUAACGAGAAGCCCGUUGCCGAGCUGGUAAGGAGUACCAGCAGCGUUGAUGGUGACGAUCCCAAUAAUCUCUGGUUGGAGUAUGAUGACUAG